GAGAAAACACUCGAUAGCGAAUGCGAGAGGGGAUUUAAAUUGGACAAAUACUGUCCACCUCACUUGACGGAUAAGGGUUGAAAGUGGUGAAAUUAAACGCGGUUUCCGUUCAGUUGGCUCACACCGAGCUAGGGGGAGAGUGGCUGGGGUCGAUGCAGAUGGUGCUUGUGCGACAUAUGAGGGCUUCCAGGUAUCUCUGCUCAUUAUACUGAAACAACAGCUUUAAAUGCAUCAGAAAACACUCGCAGCAGCCGGUCGUCAUCAGAGCUAACCAAGUAGAUAAAGAGCCGCGGUCAGGAGAGGCAGGCUAUUGCCCGUUUCUGGACGUCCAUCUCUCCUACCUUCAUCACGUUCAUCCACCACCACCGCCCUCCUCCUCUUCCUUCUCCUCUUCCCGGCCAUGGACCCCCCGAGGACGCGGUCUCGGUCUCGCUCUGGCUUCUACCAUUUCGGGUUGAACGGUAACGUAGGGAACAACGGUAGCAGUAACGCGGUUAGUAACGGGAGCAUUCUGAACGCCAGCGGAGGAGGGGUGAGCUACCCGCAGCAGAGCACCCCUGCCUGGGCGCAGCACCACGGCGGUCGCAGCUACCCGGAGAGCCAGCAGCAGCACACCCAGGGGAACUACCUGUCCGCGGGGGCGCAGCGCCACUCUUCGCAUGGAGCACACAGACACCCCGGGGCUGGAGGAGUGCUACAUUUUCAUCCAGAUAAUGUGUGCAGUGAGGACCGGGAAAAAAUGGAAGACAGCCCAAGCCCAAAAAGGCAGCGUCUUUCUCAGCAGUCCAUGCUGGAUCUAAACUCCGCCCCUCCCUCUACCCCAUCCUCUCCUAUUCGCCCCUGGGAACUGCCUCCUAGUCGCAGACCACACCCCCACUACAUGCCAGAGAGAUGCCACACUCCCCUUCGCAACAGACGCAGCCCUCCUAUGAGACGCCAGCGUGGCCGGAGAGACCGUCUGACCCGCCACCACCACCACGCCCACAACAACCACCACCACUUCAACAGCAACAACAACCACCACCACCAUCACCACCCCAACGCCCACCACCACCACCACCACCUGCACUCCCACCAUGUCUCAUCUUCAGGCCACCAGGAUGAGAACUACCGCCACCCAGCUCCGCCCCAGGGCUACCCGCCUUAUAGCCAGCAACCACCUCGAGGGCCGGGACCGGGGCCAGAGGAGCGCCCAGGUCACCAUCCUCAAAAUCCGUCCCCGAGACCACUCCACCAGUCACCAAACCUGUCUCCUAGGCUGCUGCACCCUGCGGCUCAUCCACAGCAUCCACACCCACACCCCCACCCAUCUCAGCAGCAGAGCAGCGUGGUGCUGGACCUCCAUGAGCAGGGUUCAGCUCCAGUUUCGUAUCCUUUGUCUCCUCCUGGAGCUCCACCAGGCCUACCGCCUCGCUCUGCACCUCAGCAGAUCCCAGCAUGCUCAGUGGUCUUCAGUGGACAGCACUAUCCUGUGUGCAGUGUCCCUCCUCCUGUGCUUCAGACUUGUUCUGUUCAGCACUUGCCCAUGCCUUACCCAUUUCCAUCACUGCUGUCCAGUGACCCCACCUUUCUUCUUCCCCCUCCGCACCUUCCCCAUCCCCCAACACACCUGUCUCACCAUCCACCUCACCUUCCCCAGCCUGGACAGUUUGGACCCUAUCCAACACAACAGGCUCGAUCGCCGUUACAGAGGAUAGAGAAUGAUGUGGAGCUGCUUGGAGAACACCUGUCUCUGGGCGCGGGGCUCCACUAUCCUCCUGCCACCCAUCCCGCCCUCACACCCCACUCCACACAGCUUCACUUCCUGUCCCAUGAUCCCCUGCCUCAGGAAUUCUUUGGAGUGUCCUAUCCAAACUUUAUUCCUCGGCGACUCCCAGGGCGACGGUACCGCUCACAACAGCCACUGCCACCUUCGCCUUACCACCCAAGCCUCCUGCCUUACUUCCUUUCAAUGCUGCCAGUCCAGCCCACCGGUCCUGCGAUCAGUUUGGAGCUGGAUGUUGAUGAUGGAGAAGUGGAAAAUUAUGAGGCCCUCCUGAACCUUGCAGAGCGUCUGGGAGAGGCUAAACUCAGAGGAUUGACAAAGGGAGACAUAGAGCAGCUUCCUUCCUACCGCUUCAAUCCAAAUAACCAUCAGUCUGAGCAAACACUGUGUGUGGUGUGCAUGAGUGAUUUUGAGUCUCGCCAGCUGCUGCGAGUCCUUCCUUGCAGCCACGAGUUCCACGGGAAAUGUGUCGACAAGUGGCUGAGGGCCAACAGGACGUGUCCCAUUUGUCGGGCUGAUGCCUCCGAGGUGCAGAGAGACUCAGAGUGACCACAUGAGGGCGCCAGACACUCCUGAUAGAUUGUCAAACACAUCCAGCACUACCUGCUCCUGUUUUACCGCUACACAUGAACUUCUUACACCCACUCUCGCGUCUGUUCAUGCAGCACCCCUCCUGUUUUUAUAAUUUAACUCUUUACCCCUUCUCCCUGACAUUUAAUCUGAUUCUGAUUUCUUUCCCAGUUAUUUAACCUGAUGUAAUUUCCCCUCCGUCUGUUUUUCACAUGAAUGUUCCCCUCAUAAUUUUGAGUAAAUGAAAUUCAGCCUGA
Messenger RNA from Cheilinus undulatus (humphead wrasse), 2592 nucleotides. Its product is annotated as E3 ubiquitin-protein ligase RNF38-like. The record is from RefSeq and is a predicted model, not a curated record. Lineage: Eukaryota; Metazoa; Chordata; Actinopteri; Labriformes; Labridae. Bases 401 to 2314 code for a protein of 637 amino acids. The transcript has 13 exons.